UACAGCCUGUAAUACUUGAUCAUAUUCUUUGAACUUUGGUUGUGGCAGAUAGACAAUAACGGAACGUUACGUAGACCACACGCCAUACCAGUUGGUGGCGGUAAUGCACCAAUUCCUUGUUUGACAGCCGCCAAUUAACGUCACAAGAAGACGAAAGUUACGUAACGGAAGUUGGAAUCACAUCCGUUCGAAAGAAAUCAUGGCUGAUCGAACGCAACUACGUACUGCUUGCUUUUUAUAAAUUUACUUUUAAAGUCAUUACAUCUUGCGUUUGAAGGUUGCCUGCGUGUAGCGACCGCGAACAGCAUUCAUAUCAGAUAUGUAGACAUAAUCGCGCAUGUUUUCUCAAAAUAGCGGAUAAUUUCUAAUUGUUUCCCUCUAUUUUAAAUUGUAUCAAUAAAGAGAAUGGUAAACAUACAGGAAAUACAUGAGUAGGAAUUGCUAGGGGAUCAGAACACCGACAGAAAUAAUAGAUCAGCUCACAAAAACGUUGUACACAGUACAAUGCAAGGCUUUUAUCGCUUUUUUUUUUUUUUUUUUUUUUUUUUUUUUUUUAGAUUAUAGGAUAGAUGCUCUGUGUUGUUUUAUUUCGUUCUCAAAAUUUGAAAAGGGUUGUUUAUGAUUGGAAACUCAAAUUUAUGAACACGAUAUUUUGCAAGUAUUCAAAUCAAAUUGCUGAUAUUUGCUUUGGUAGAGGGGCGAGUAAAACAAAACCAAAUAAUACAUUAUCAUAAGAAAGGUAAACUUAAAAAACAGUGUAUUUGGAAAUAAAUGUACAGACAUCUUGCGAAAAAAUACAAGAUGAUAUACAAACAGAUGAUAUAAAUAGAAUCUGGCGGAUAAUUUUUUACGGUUGCUCCUCGCCCCUCCCACAGUCAGUGACGUCAUACGUCACAACUUUUGGUCCAGGAAUUCUAUGGAGCAGUGCACCGGCACCGGACUGUUUUCGGUGGAAAUGCGUGGAACCGGUUGUAGAGAGGGCACCGGUACCGCGUCGGUGGAAGACGGCUGUCGGUGAACGGUGUCUGGAACCGGAUACCUUCCUUUUUUCGGACUUUUUCCACGUUCUUGUUUGCUUUACGUUGUUGUAUUACCACGUGGACCAAAGACAACAUUGGUUCUCCGAACCUUUUGCCAUGGCUUUUUGAGAACCAUCGCCUUAAACUGUACUAGAGAAAGCUGACAACGAUGGAUUUCGGAGUACAAACUGAAAUAAAGCAAGAGCCUGAGGAUCAGCAACGCUUCCAUGAACAGCUUCAGGAAAAGUCUUCAGUGGAGCCAAAACGAUACCAGGAGCAACGAAGACCCAAGAAGAAGUACGACUGUCCGACCUGUGGAAGAGUUUUCGCUCACAACCACCAUCUGCAGCGACACCUUGUGAUCCACUCAGGAAAAAGACCGUUUAAGUGCUUCAUAUGUGGACGAGGAUUCACCCAGAGCGGAAACCUCAAAACACACAUGAAAGUUCACAAAGGAGAGCUGCCAAAUUGGACGUUAGUUAAAGAGACGACUCCUCCUAAGGAAUCUUCUGUUGCAGUUCAUGUAUGUGGGGAUUGUGGAAUGGACUUCCCUCAGAAACAACAGCUGGAAGAACACAGAGAGACUCACAAAAAGCCUUACGAGUGUCCUGACUGUGCCAAGACUUUCAAAAACGAAUAUUAUUUUAAAUUACAUAAGCGCAUUCACACUGGAGAUUCACUUUUCCACUGUUCAGAGUGUGGAAAGAGCUUCGUCACCGCAGAAUCACUUAAAAAACACCAGUUGAGACACACUGGAGAGAAGAACUUUCACUGUGAUCAGUGUGGGAGGUCGUUUUCACAAUCCUCCCACCUCGACGGGCACCUUAAGACUCACACAGGAGAGCGGCCUCAUCUCUGCUCUAUCUGUGGUAAAAGCUACUCCAGAGCAUAUACUCUGAAAGUUCACAUGAGAGUUCACACUGGAGAGAAACCGUAUACUUGUGAGAAAUGUGGCAAGUGCUUCUAUUACUCUCAAGGUUAUCAAGCACAUCUGACCGUUCACAACAAGAAGCCAAAACUACCAACAAAACCUCUGGGGAGACCAAAACAGCAGCUGUUAGUGGUAAAUAAACAUUAAUGUGAUCUGGGAAAUUUAUAGUAAUCUGAACAGACAUACAAACUAACUACAUUUACUACACUUUACCCAUUUAUUACUAUGUGAAGUUAAAUAAAUAUCUUUCAAAUAACUGCAGUGAUUGGCCAAGGAAUAUUGUAAUAGUCAUGUGAUAGUACGGCAUACAGAAUUAUUACAGUCUGUUCUAAUGUUACUUGUAUUGGACCAUAGCAUUGAAGAAAAUAAAUCAUAAUAUUGUGAGUCAUUGUUAA
This is a messenger RNA of Lates calcarifer (barramundi perch), 2345 nucleotides long. RefSeq names its product zinc finger protein 239. Gene Ontology annotation, biological process: regulation of transcription by RNA polymerase II. The transcript has 3 exons. NCBI's taxonomy places the organism in Eukaryota, Metazoa, Chordata, Actinopteri, Centropomidae. The coding region runs from base 1189 to 2097 and encodes 302 amino acids. The record is from RefSeq and is a predicted model, not a curated record. Gene Ontology annotation, molecular function: DNA-binding transcription factor activity; RNA polymerase II cis-regulatory region sequence-specific DNA binding.